This is a messenger RNA of Meloidogyne enterolobii, 528 nucleotides long. The record is from the annotation of a GenBank genome assembly. NCBI's taxonomy places the organism in Eukaryota, Metazoa, Nematoda, Chromadorea, Rhabditida, Meloidogynidae.
CCAAAAGUAUUAUUCUACGUUCACAACUGGAUUCACAACCAACAAUUGCGCUAGCGCGCUUUUUACUUUUGUUGCAUGCUAGAGAAGAGGGGGCAAUUCAGGGGCUAGCUACUAAUGGGGCUUUAAAUAAUGAAUUACGUGAAAUUAAAUUGGGUAGAUCUCUCCGCAUUACAAAAUGGUUUAGAAGCGUUUAAACAAUUUAUAAAUUUUCUCUACGGUGAUCAAUCCGCUGCUAUUGGUGGUAGUGUUUCUGAUCAGUUACUCCUUCUCUCCAAAUUAUUCGCCGUUCCAGAUUUAGAAAUGUCUAUACGGUCGUCAACAAUUUUAGAUCUUCUUAAAGUUAAUAUAGGAGGCCAGUCAUUAGAAUCUCAAUUACCUUGUAAUACAACUCAGGGCAGUAGUGGAAUAAAUAAUUCUAGUAAUGGUAUUUCACUACCAGAACAACUAGCAAAUAUUGGGGGAUUUGUAAAUAAUAACAAUAAUGCUUCGCCGUUUAACUCCCUGCCUCUAUAUGCUGGUAAACUAUAA